Messenger RNA from Blumeria graminis f. sp. triticale, 357 nucleotides. Lineage: Eukaryota; Fungi; Ascomycota; Leotiomycetes; Helotiales; Erysiphaceae. The record is from the annotation of a GenBank genome assembly.
AUGAAGACUUUUGUUCCGAAAAUCGCUAUUGUGCUAUUUAGCCUUGUAGUUCCAGCACUGGCAGAUGGCUGGACAUGUGCCGGCAGAAACGUCAAAGGUGAUGAUGUGAGGGCGCAAGCUAGGCAUUGGGUUGGUUUGUCUGAUACAAGAUUUUCCGAAUUUGAGAUCAAAGGUGGCGUACAAUUAUGCUAUAUUGAAAUUGGCGAAGGAGCUCAAACUACGAAAGAAUUUACAGGAUUCCGCGCUUACUUGGAUGAGCCCGGAGCUGUAUACAAUGUUAGGUAUUAUGAUUACAAUGACCGUCAAUGGAAACUGUGCACCCAUUAUGAUAGAGAUGCUGGAGCCAAUUACCGUUAG